This is a messenger RNA of Haplochromis burtoni (Burton's mouthbrooder), 3811 nucleotides long. It is a transcript of the gene wdr20a, whose product is annotated as WD repeat domain 20a. Gene Ontology annotation, molecular function: protein binding. The transcript is spliced from 4 exons. Lineage: Eukaryota; Metazoa; Chordata; Actinopteri; Cichliformes; Cichlidae. The coding region runs from base 87 to 1931 and encodes 614 amino acids. The record is from RefSeq and is a predicted model, not a curated record.
UCCACCGUGAGCCGUUGGGGGGAACGGGAGAGUCGGAACGGCCGCUCACAUCCGUGCGUAAGAUCCGGCCUGGGGGAAAGGGAUGAAUGUUAAUUUCAAAGAUGGCGGCGGAGGGAGGAGGGAAGGAGAUGAACGAAAUUAAAACUCAGUUCACCACUCGGGAAGGCGUCUACAAACUUCUCACUCACUCCGAAUACAGCCGUCCUAAUAGGGUGCCUUUCAAUUCACAAGGCUCCAACCCCGUCAAGGUCUCUUUCGUGAACGUCAACGACCAGUCAGGCAACGGCGACAGGAUCUGUUUCAAUGUGGGCCGUGAGCUCUACUUCUACAUCUACAAAGGCGUUAGAAAGGCCGCUGACUUGAGCAAGCCCAUAGACAAGCGCAUUUACAAGGGAACGCAGCCCACGUGUCAUGACUUCAACCACCUCACAGCUACAGCAGAGAGCGUGUCCUUGCUCGUGGGUUUCUCAGCAGGACAGGUACAGCUCAUUGACCCUAUCAAGAAGGAGACAAGCAAGCUCUUCAAUGAGGAGAGAUUAAUAGACAAGUCCAGAGUAACAUGUGUGAAAUGGGUGCCAGGCUCAGAGAGUCUGUUUCUAGUGUCUCAUGCCAGUGGGAAUAUGUACCUAUACAAUGUGGAGCAUACCUGCGGCACCACAGCGCCACACUACCAGCUACUCAAACAGGGAGAGAAUUACUCUGUGCACACUUGCAAGAGUAAAUCCACGAGGAACCCUCUCCUUAAAUGGACUGUAGGAGAGGGAGCUCUGAAUGAGUUUGCCUUCUCUCCAGAUGGGAAGUUCCUUGCCUGUGUAAGCCAAGACGGCUUCCUACGGGUGUUCAACUUUGAUGCUGUUGAGCUUCACGGCACCAUGAAGAGCUAUUUUGGUGGUUUGUUGUGCGUGUGCUGGAGCCCUGAUGGAAAAUAUAUAGUUGCGGGUGGAGAGGACGAUCUAGUGACUGUGUGGUCGUUCUUGGACUGCAGGGUCAUUGCUCGAGGUCACGGCCACAAGUCGUGGGUGAGUGUGGUGGCUUUUGACCAUUACACCACAAGUGUGGAGGAGAGCGACCCGAUGGAGUUCAGUGGCAGCGAUGAGGACUUCCAGGAUCAGAUGAUCCACUUUGGACGAGACCGGGCCAACAGUACACAGUCUCGACUUUCUAAGCGUAACUCCACAGACAGCCGGCCUGUUAGUGUUACAUACCGGUUUGGCUCAGUGGGGCAGGACACUCAGCUGUGCCUAUGGGACCUCACUGAGGACAUCCUUUUCCCGCAUCUUCCCCUCUCACGGACACGGACACAUACUAAUGUGAUGAAUGCUACCAGCCCUCCUGCAGGUGCUACAAUAAUCACUAACACCUCUAGUAACACUACUAAUGGAAACAACAGUGGUGCCAAUACUCCUGGCAUUAACUCCAUCGCUACUACUUUGCCACGUUCCAACAGCCUUCCCCAUUCUGCUGGCACCACAACAACGACGGCAAACAAUACCAACAAAGCCAGCAGUGGCGGUGGAAUCAGUAGUGGUAUUAUGGACAGCGCCAUUGCUACAGGUGUGAGUAAGUUUGCUACACUGUCACUCCAUGAUCGGAAGGAGCGCCACCACGAGAAGGACCACAAACGCAACCACAGCAUGGGUCACAUCAGCAGCAAGAGUAGCGACAAGCUCAACCUGCUGACAAAAACCAAAACAGACCCUGCCAAGACCCUAGGCACUCUGCUGUGCCCGCGCAUGGAGGACGUGCCCCUCCUCGAGCCCCUCAUCUGUAAAAAAAUAGCACACGAGAGACUGACUGUACUCAUAUUUUUAGAGGACUGUUUAGUGACUGCUUGUCAGGAGGGAUUUAUUUGCACAUGGGCGAGGCCAGGCAAAGUGGGUUUAUUGUCAUCCCAAAACCAAGCCAGCUCUCCCAGUGGAACAGUAGUAUAGCCACAAUAUUUCUGCUGCUAAAGAACCCUGCAACCCAGAGUCUGAUGCUGCUCUUCACCCUGCAAGCAUUGCAAGUUUUCCUUUUCUUUUCUACCCCUCCCUCUCCCAGUUUUGUUAAUGGCUUUUCUGUUGUUUUUUGUUUUAUCACUCACUCGACCUAGAGAAGGAAUGGAACAGGAAAAGGUGUGGUGCAAUUGUGGACUAUUGUGCUUUUGUUCUCGAGUUUUAAUACAUUUUAGAAUUCUUUUUUUAAAUCUUUUUUUGUUUGUUUGUGCGUGUGUUUGCGUGCGUGUGCGCGCGUGUCAAAUCUCAUUAGGCUUUUCUGGAAUUAAUGCUUGGCUUUGUUAGAUGCAAACCAGACAACUGUGGCUUGAGACUAAAGGGAUAGUUCAUUUAAUUUUCAUAAUCAUCUUUUUUAUUUUAAUGUUGUCAUUUAACCCAACUCAGGGUUACUGACUAAAAUAUGAACUUUAGCAGAACUAUCCUUUUAUGACCAAGUGCGUAAGCAUCUGAAAUUUUUGCAUCCAUCCACAUUCACCCACCACUUCUCUUUUCUUGAAUAGAAUCUCCCCGUUGAUGACUUUGCACUGAUUUUUGUUAGCUACUUUGUCGUUUUUUUUGUUUUAUAACUUCUCUAAUGAAACAAAAAAAGAGAGUUGAGGAUUGCCUGGUUCCACUUGGCUUUACCAUCCUCAGUCUUGAAUUCUGAAUCUAUAUAGCUGGAUGCUGCAAUCAUAGUCUUUUUAAAGAAAAAAAAAAGGUUUGCACUUAAAUUAGUUUAUAGAAGAAUAUGGCUUUACAUUUUUUGGGUGUGCUCAGAACUCACAGAUGGCUAACAGUAGGUCAAGAAAUUGAUAAAAAAAAAUACAAUUAAAACCUUUAUCUAUUGAGCAUUUAUUUUAAUAUUAUUUCAGAUUUAAAUCUGCUCUGUAUCAUAAUGUGUAUAUUGUAAUUAAUUGAUUUGAUGGGGGCCUAAGCAAACUACCAUUACUCCAGUGGAAGUUUUGUCAUUGAUAGUUAUAUUUCUAAAGUAUACAUAUUAAUAAUAUUAAAAUAAUCUUGAAUACACUGUUUGCCGUUUUCAUUCAUUCCUGCACCCACGCCUAAUUCAUUUGGUAUAACAAAAAGCUGUAAUGUGUGUUGUGUGGAAGUCUGGCAGAUACUUGAAUCUUAAUGCUGCUCAACUUCAGAACUGCUGUUUUUAAUUUAUUUUAUUAUUUUUCUCCAGAUUGAAAUUUUAACUAAUGAAAGACGAAAAACAGACAAACACAACAAAGGAGGAGGCUUUUCCAUUUGACAGUUAUGCAUUUUUAAUGCACUGAUAAUAAUGCCAUAAGUGACCCCUGCAUUAGAUGGAAAGCUGAUGGAGCUUAAAUUACCCACUUUCUCAUCAGUUUAUUCUGUCAGCACAUCAGGAGUUUGUCGAUAAUAUGCGAGCUUUGAGCAGUGGUUAAUACAACAUUAUACAAAUGGUGCUUGAUGAGUUUUUCUUUUUACUCCAGUAAUGUUUCACAAUGAUGUGCAGACUGAGUCACAGUCUGAUUUAAAGAGCUCACAGCUCUGAGAGAAAUGAAAAGCAACAGUCCCUCGAGCGAAGGGGUAUGGAGGUACUGGCCAAGCUACAUUUUUGCAUCCAACAAACAUUCAAAAAUCCUUUUUAAACCUAAUUUGCAGUCAGUUUUUAAGCAUAACUGUGCAAAAUCUGUUUCCAACCACAACACUGAUGCUGAGGACUGUUUUAAGUUCUUGUUCUUGACAUUUGUACAGGAAGACUGGGCUUUUUAAAAAAUUGUUUAUUUCAAGGACUUCCAUCAGAUCUCUAGAAAUCUAAAAAAAAAAAUAAAUUAACACCACCUCUGAAUGUUUUCACAUUUAUUACU